AUGUCUCGCCUCAGCGUGCGAGCGCUACGAGUGCUGACGCCCGCGUCGGCGCUGGCCUCGCUCGUGGCGAACGCCAUCGCGCUCUGUUCCAACAGCUGGCUCCACAGCACCGAGCUCAUGCCCAACCCGAGCUACAACGGCUCCGGGGACCGCGAGCAGCUAGCCAAGAACACCGUGUCCGGGCUCUGGAAGAUCUGCUUCAACGAACACGCGGUGAAGCGUGCCUCGGCCUUCAUCCUGAUCAGCGCCCUGGUGCUGGUGGUGGGGGAGCUGCUGUGCUUCCUCGGCCACCUGUUUCGGCGCGGACGGGUGCUCACCUUCGCAGGAGGCAUCGCCUUCAUACUCUCCGGGCUCAUGAUCCUGGUGGGCAUGGUGAUCUACAUCUCGACCUUCAAGGCCGAGGUGGGCUCCAAACUGCGGCCCAAGUCUUCCUUCCAGGAGCCCCUGUUCACAUACAGCUACGGAUACUCGUUCCUGCUUGCUGUCACGGGCCUCAUGUCGUGCGAGCUGGCGGGCACUUUCUCCAUCUUCCUCUGCAUCCAGCGCUACCAGCAGCAGCUCAGGAAGAAGCUCGACCGGCUCAAGCCCGUCGACCACCUGCCGGGCUGCCGGCGCUACCAGCAGCCCCUGCAGCGACACGCCUCGUCGGCGAGUCAGCGUCUGCUGCCGCACUCGUCUUCCCCGCCUGCCUCGGCCGCCGGCAGGAGCACGUCGGCCCGGAGGCACCACUCGUACCACCAGCAGCACACGGGCUCCGAGCCCGGAUCGCUGGCCUUCGAGCCGCCGUCGCCUCCGGGCGGAUCUUCUAGGCUUCACCACCACCAUCACCACGGUGGCGGUGGCAGACCGCGCCUGCCGGCGUCGGAGUCGAUGAGGGACCUGUCGUACUACAACUUCCCGCCUUUCUCGAGGGACACCACCUGCAACACCGUCUCCACCACGGCCGACAACUUGACGCGCGAGUACUCGCGCGAGUUCUCCUUUGAGACGCUACGCCGGACCACGCCGGUCUGAGGUCGCCUGCUCUGUAGGGUGUGGCUCUUUGCACUCGGCGUAGCUACUCGGAGGUGUAGCUACUUACCAUCGUCGUUGACAUCGACGAUGACUCAGCAAUCACUCACUCGCUCUACGCUGGAGACACUGCGCCGGGCGAAGCUCAGCCGUGAAAGAUCCUUGUUCGCUUGCUCCGCGUAUUGCAAAUAAUUAUAGACGUUCGUGUAUAGGGAAAAACCCUAUUACCGUGCGCUAGCAGAGAAGGAGUAAACGAGGGAGCGUCGAGG
Molecule: messenger RNA, 1280 nt
Organism: Rhipicephalus microplus (southern cattle tick)
Lineage: Eukaryota; Metazoa; Arthropoda; Arachnida; Ixodida; Ixodidae
Product: voltage-dependent calcium channel gamma-7 subunit
Biological process (GO): transmission of nerve impulse; postsynaptic neurotransmitter receptor diffusion trapping; positive regulation of synaptic transmission, glutamatergic
Cellular component (GO): postsynaptic density membrane; AMPA glutamate receptor complex
Molecular function (GO): voltage-gated calcium channel activity; channel regulator activity
Source: RefSeq, a predicted model, not a curated record